Messenger RNA from Eurytemora carolleeae, 2074 nucleotides. RefSeq lists its product as uncharacterized. Lineage: Eukaryota; Metazoa; Arthropoda; Copepoda; Calanoida; Temoridae. Gene Ontology annotation, biological process: proteolysis. Gene Ontology annotation, molecular function: metalloendopeptidase activity. The record is from RefSeq and is a predicted model, not a curated record. The transcript has 21 exons. The coding region runs from base 43 to 2049 and encodes 668 amino acids.
UCUCGAAAUAAUACUUCUACUAUUUCAGUUCAGUUUGCUGAUAUGUUUUCAUUACAAACAUUUAGUUUAGCACUCAUAGGCGCUUGCCUUACAGUACCAGGCAAUUGCACUGAUGCACGUGGAAAUGUUUCUGAGAUAAUCCUACAGGAUGCAAAGACCUUUGGGGACUACAGCGACUCGGAUGAUAAAGAAAUUGUUUUCAAAUCUGAUGGAGAAGACACCAAAGCAAUUGUUAAAAAGAAAAAAUUGCUUUUUAGCAAGGAUUUUAAGCUUGAGGAAUGUGAAAAUGGGAAGUGUACAACGUCGAAUCUUGAAGAGAAGGUUAAGAACAAGCUGGAGGGUUGUACAUACGAGGGAAGGUUGGAAAAUGAUCCUAAUUCUACGGUCUCAAUGACCAAUUGUGAUGGUGUGAUGCAGAUGACCUUCAUGUCCUCUAAAGCUAAUCUAAGCUCCAAUACAUUCCGCCAAGAGGGAGAUAAACUUUAUCAAAAUGAAGGGAAAAUCAUGAAAGAUAAAACUGCCAAGAAAAAAGGAGUGAAUGAGGCACUAGCUGAGGAUUCUGCCACUAAGCUGAAGAAUGGAACAGGGUUUGUUGACAAGGACGGAGCUUUCUUAGAAUUUGAACAGUCUGAUAGCAGAGACUAUGCAGAUGAAAAGUGUUGUCGGUUAAAAAAGAAGAAAUGUAAGAAGACUCCUGAAGGAAAGAUGAGCUGUAAAGUCAGUUAUUCUGAAAACAAGUGUGGACCUGAGUGCGAGCAAAUGAAGACUGUUGUGGCUAAAAAUGCGAAAAAAGUGAUUUCAAACAUUGAAAAGAAAAGUAAACAGAAAGUCAAGGAUGACUCUGCUGAAGGCUCUAAGAAAGAAACUACGACUGAAGCAACGAAAACUACCACUGAAGCAACUGAAACUACUCCUGAAGCAAGUGAAACUACUGUAGCCAGUGAAUCCACGGAAGCAAGUGAUCCCAAGGAAGCAAAUGAUGCCAAGGAAGCAAAUGAUGCCAAGGAAGCAAAGGAUGCCAAGGAAGCACCUGAUGAUGAAGACCUAGAAGAGCUGUUUGCUGAGUCUGAAGAAUCAACGGAGGAAGAACCUGAAAAUAAGGAAGCAGGUGGUGGUGAGGGAGAGGAUGAGAAAAGUAAGGAUUUACGAGAUCUUGUAACAGAUGAACUGAUUAAACUAAACCUUGAAGCUGAAACAUCUGAGAGACGAGAAUCUCCUAAGGAAGAACCAUCAAUGUUUAGGAGUAAAUCAGUUCGAAUGAUAUGUCCAGGGGGUUGUGUAGAAAAAGCGCCAAAUCCUACAAAAAAAGUGUACAGCGAACGAACCAUCGAGCUUGGCAUAUUCGUCGACAAAUAUCUAUGGGAAGUGAUGAAAACCCAGAUAGCUGGUAGUGAGGAAGAUGCUAAGGUUGCAAUGCUGGAUAUGAUCCACAGUCUUGUUGUUAAUACGGAGACACUGUUUCAACAUCCAACAAUAUCUUCACAAGGAGGGUUUAAGCUGGCAAUUAAUGGAAUCAAUAUUUGGAAGGAUGAUUCUGAUCCAUUGGUGAAAUCUGUUCAUGAUGCUUCAGACCAACUUCAACAACUCGCAGCUUUCCAGGACUAUGCUCGUGAGAAGAAUGAAAGGUAUGAUGGAUACCGUAGAAGCUAUGACAUGAAUAUUCUGCUCAGUGGGACUCAUGAUAAAUAUAACAUUGGUGGAGAUGCAGGGGUAGCGUAUAUCAGUACUGUGUGCCAAGUAGAGUGUACAGGGUUAACUACAGUAACACUACGGGAUGGUAGACACCUGGAUAAUAUGCCAGCUCUACUUGCUCAUGAGAUGGGACAUAUUAUUGGUGCUAACCAUGACGGAGACCAACCAGGAGUUAAUCCUAAGAAUCCUAACACAUAUAAUGUCCCUUCGACAUGUCCAGAAAAUAUGUUUAUCAUGACACCUUCACAGUCUGGGACUAUAGUGGAGUGGAGUCAAUGCUCAAGACAGGAGAUUGAUUAUGAGUACGAACGACGAGAGACAGAAAACCCUAAAAGUGGAAAUUGUUUCUAUACUUAAAAUAAAUAUACAUAAAUUCAAGUAA